Peronospora matthiolae is the source of this 234-nucleotide messenger RNA. The record is from the annotation of a GenBank genome assembly. Lineage: Eukaryota; Oomycota; Peronosporomycetes; Peronosporales; Peronosporaceae.
AUGGCAAACGGUGUGUCGCUCCAGCUGACGAGAUGCGGCAGCUUGCGACUAAACAUCAUCGCGACCGGCGCAGCGGUGACCGUGACGCUCACCGACGUCUACUUGGCUCCAAUCCUGGCCAAAAAUAUUAUAUCCUACGAAAACAUCGAGCGUAAAGGGUUCGCGCUCGUGUGUGAUGAAGACAAGCGGUCGCUCACCCGGCGGAAGGCGCUGUCGCUUUUGACGUGGCAAUGA